This is a messenger RNA of Pseudophryne corroboree (corroboree frog), 5065 nucleotides long. It is a transcript of the gene FOSB, whose product is annotated as FosB proto-oncogene, AP-1 transcription factor subunit. The transcript is spliced from 4 exons. Gene Ontology annotation, cellular component: nucleus. Bases 732 to 1619 code for a protein of 295 amino acids. Gene Ontology annotation, molecular function: DNA-binding transcription factor activity, RNA polymerase II-specific; RNA polymerase II cis-regulatory region sequence-specific DNA binding. The record is from RefSeq and is a predicted model, not a curated record. Lineage: Eukaryota; Metazoa; Chordata; Amphibia; Anura; Myobatrachidae. Gene Ontology annotation, biological process: regulation of transcription by RNA polymerase II.
UACUCCCAGAGCCGCUGCCAGAUUCAUUCACAAAUCUCCGCCGGCUCCGAGCGCACACCGGGGCUCCCGCUACUACUGCCCGCUACCUACCGCCCGGGGGAUACCUACCGACACUGCCCGGGGGAUACCUACCGACACUGCCCGGGGUACACUACUACUGCCCGCUACCUACCGCCCGGGGAUACCUACCGACACUGCCCGGGGAUACCUACCGACACUGCCCGGGGUACACUACUACUGCCCGCUACCUACCGCCCGGGGAUACCUACCGACACUGCCCGGGGAUACCUACCGACACUGCCCGGGGGAUACCUACCGACACUGCCCGGGGUACACUACUACUGCCCGCUACCUACCGCCCGGGGAUACCUACCGACACUGCCCGGGGAUACCUACCGACACUGCCCGGGGGAUACCUACCGACACUGCCCGGGGUACACUACUACUGCCCGCUACCUACCGCCCGGGGAUACCUACCGACACUGCCCGGGGAUACCUACCGACACUGCCCGGGGGAUACCUACCGACACUGCCCACUACCCCCAGCUGCUACUACUACUACUGCCCGGGGAUAGAGCUAUAGCAGGCUGCCAGCACCGGGAGCACACUGACAGCCGGUGACUGACCGGCACAGCGCCGGAGCGAUGCAGCAGCGGGACUGACACUUGGAGUGACACCGGGACUGACACUUGGAGUGACACCGGGACUGGCACCGGGACCCCCGGGAGGACAUGUACCAGGGCUACGACUCCUCCAGCUCCUCCCCCUCCGCAGACUCUCACUAUCUCUCCUCCGUGGAUUCAUUCGGAAGCCCCCCGGCAGGUGCUGCCCCGCAGGAGUGUGUGGCCGUAUGUGAUGUCCCCCCCUUUGUCCCAACCGUUACGGCCAUCACCAGUAGUCAGGACCUCCAGUGGCUGGUCACCCCCACUCUUCUCUCCUCCAUGGCUCAGUCCCAACCAACACCAGGGCCAUCUCUUGAUCCAUAUGACCUCCCAGGCCCCAGUUAUGCCUCACCUUCUGGACCGACUUAUGGCCCAGCUCAACCCGCUGCUACCUCUGGACAAGAGGAAACCCACCCUACUCGUUCACGGGGCAAAAGGACCAGGGAGGAGGCUCUGACUCCUGAGGAGGAGGAGAAAAGGCGUGUACGCCGUGAAAGGAACAAAUUGGCUGCUGCCAAAUGCCGAAACCGAAGACGAGAGCUGACUGAUAGACUGCAGAGUGAGACCGAUCUCUUGGAGGAAGAGAAGUCUACGCUUGAGGCAGAGAUCGAUGAGCUUCGCAGACAGAAGGAACAGUUGGAGUUUGCCCUUCUCUCCCACCAAUCCGCAUGUAAACUGCCCUAUGAGGACCCUGACCUACCCCCCACCGACCCAGCUGCUUCUUUCCCCCAUGGAGGACUCCUGCCCUCGUAUCCCCCCCAGCCGGAGGUAUCAUUCCCUAUCUGUUUGCCCCCACUACCGGACUCAGACUGUGUCACCGGCGUGGGAUCUUACACAUCUUCAUUUGUGUUCACCUCCCCAGAGGGAGGAACCUGUGGAACCCGGUACCAGCGCAGCAGUGGAAGUGAGCGCUCAUCCUCCGACUCACUCAGCUCCCCCUCACUCCUGGCACUCUGAGACAUGAAUUUCAUUCCUCCAUUCUUCUAGUCAUUCUCUCCAUCCAGAUCCUCUCUCUUCUACUCCUCUAGGGACCCUCAUUCUAUACUCUCAUCCUGCCUCCAGGUAUCUUCAUGGCCAUCUGAGCCUGCCAUGGAUAUAUCGCCACUACCAAACCUUCCUUCCCUGUCCUCUUAAAAUACUUGUGGACCUGUUGGUUCCAAAUCUCCUGCUACCUGGUUUCCAUAGUCCAUAUGGUCUUUUAUUAAAGGAAAACUGUAGCUGACUUAGUGAAGAUCUAAUUGCCACAUUCACACAUAUGUGGAGUACGUUGACACUAUAACGUGUUCUCUGUGCUCUCCUGGUUUCCUGUCCUACAAGUGUCAGAUUUGCAGUAGGAAGCCACGUAAUAUUAUAUUAUUGGAUCAGCUUUAAUCUCCGCUAGAGUUUCCCCAUGGUCUAUGAAGCAAUGCCUCCAGAACCUGCCUCUUCCACCUCAGUUAUCCUCUUCUUGGCUCUAUCUCCUCUACUCUAUCAUCCCUAUAUUUGUGAACCUUUCAUAACCCCUCAUCCCUUCUUGUGGAAGUGUGCGGUGGGCUGAGUGCUGUCAAGAAGACUUCGCCUAGCUACAUUCCACUUCAAAGACCUGCACGAAAUGAGCUCCUGCCAGAGAGAACCCCGGGACCACCUCUUCCACCAUCAAGAGGCCAAGACAAGUUGUGUGAGAUAUGUUGUGAUGGGGGGGGGGGGGGGGAGCAGGAAUAAUAAUGUAUCAGAAAGGAGGAGCCCCCAAUUCUAAGACCAGAAGAGUUAUUAACCUCUUCCCUGCCAGGGCAGUGAUUGGCAAGCCUUUAACCCCUCAUUUGCCAAAGAGAGAGGCAAGCCGAAUAGUUCCCUCCUUCCCUCCAGAGAGAGUCAAGCAGCCUUACCUCCUUCCCUCUCGGAGAGAGGUUAUCAGAGUACUUACCUUCUUCCCUCCCAGAGAGAGGUGAACAGACUUACCUCCUUCCCUCUGAGAGAGACGAGCAGAGUACUUACCUACUUCCCUCCCAAAGAGAGGUGAGUAGACUUCCCUCCUUCCCUCUGAGAGAGGCGAGCAAAGUACUUACCUUCUUCCCUCCCAGAGAGAGGUGAGCAGACUUACCUCCUUCCCUCUCGAAGAGAGAGGCUAUCAGAGUACUUACCUUCUUCCCUCCCAGAGGUGAGCAGACUUACCUCCUUCCCUCUCAAAGAGAGAGGCUAUCAGAGUACUUACCUACUUCUCUCCCAGAGAGAGGUGAGCAGACUUACCUCCUUCCCUCUGAGAGAGACGAGCAGAGUACUUACCUAUUUCCCUCCCAAAGAGAGGUGAGCAGACUUCCCUCCUUCCCUCUCGGAGAGAGGCUAUCAGAGUACUUACCUUCUUCCCUCCUGUAGAGAGGCUGCAUAGUACUUAUAUUUUACCGUGCGGUGAGGUGAGGCAGAACUUUCCUGUCAUAAUCCAGUAUACGCCAGAGUUCUGACUAUAUAAAGUAUAGGAACAAUACAUACAAUAUUUUAGAAAUAUCUUCUUUAUUAUUUUAAUCCUUUUUAUAGUCAAAAUUCUGGAGUAAAAAGUGUAUGUCAGGUGAGGCAGUGCCCCCCCCCUACCUACCUUUUCCACUUACUGUAUUUUAAGCGCCUCCUUGGCCACGCUGCAGCCCGGCGCAGAGGAGAAGAGCUGCAGCUACUGCUGCCAGAUAAGGGGGGGAGGUCCUGGGCCCGGGGAAUUAGUGCCCUCCCACUCUCUGCACCACUGUAUACUGCUGCACCGGUGUAUACUGGGGCUCAUAUAUUGUAUGUAUCUGUGGCUCUGGUACUAGCCAGUGCCUCCUGAGCCAUUUACCUCACCGCACGUCCCUGUAUUUUACCCUCCUAGAGAUAGGUAGAGUCCUGUUCCUUCCCAGAGAGAUGGAGAAUGCUUCCCUCCUGGAGAGAGUACUUACCUUCCAGAGAGGUGGAGCAGAGUACUUACCUCCUUCCCUCCUAGAGAGAGUCCUGUCCAGUCUCAGUUAUUAAAGUCAUGUUUAUGUUGCUAAGAAGGGGGCUCAAUCCAGGGACCAAACGGCACAAUGUCCUCCCAGCAGGCACUGUGGUCUUGGAGUAGCCGCUCCUUCGUGUCACGUUCUCCCAGCAUUCCCUCUAGUGUACGGGAAAAUCCCUGGCUCCGCCCAUAAGAGGCAGCUACGUGCUUCGAUAGCCUUGUAUUAUAUACCGACGGUGUUUGUAGGUUUAUGGGGAACAAAUGAUAUCCUGUACUUAUAAGCUUGCAGCACUGUCCUGGCGUCAGCCGGUCGUGCUCAGAUACCCCCGUUCAUGGAAAGGGCUACCUGGUGACCAUUAAUAGGGCUUUAGCUUUCCAAGUGGAAGUGGCAGCGUCACAAAAUGGUGACAGUCCUGCAGGGGGCUGAGGCUGCGCUUCUUGCGCACGUGCGAAGGGGUCUGAGCGCCGCUGCUGCGGGAGUAUAGUGGUCAGAGGACAGUAUAGAGUGCAAUGGCCCUUACGGACGGCUAGGAAGCUCACCAUGUAUGUCUGUAGUAUGUACCAGCAUGUCAUAUACAGUUGCAUGCACAAGUUUGGGCAGCUCUGGUCUGAAUCUCUGAGUGAGCGAAGGUAACGCCACCUCCGAGUGGUGCCCACGUGGCGUGUCCGGACGUAUUACUGCACAAGUACUAUUCACCUAGAGAUUGAUGAAAUAUAUGAUAUGACCCGAGAUACUGAAACCUCUUCCUACAACUGUAUAUACACGUUUUAUAUAGAGCUAUAGCCAUAUUUUUCUAUAUAUUUUUAUUAUAUAUAUAAAAGCUUAUUUAUAUAUGGAUAUUAUAUAUAUAUAUAAAGAUAUAUAGUGUAAGAGAAAUGUUAUAUGUACAUAAAUACAAACCCACCAUAUAUAAUACAUCAGUGUAUAUAUAUAUUUCAUAAUAUAUUUUUUUGAUGCUAUGUAUAUUUUUAUAUAUAGAAAUAUUUAUAUGCACACAUAUAUUAUAUAGGGCGCCGAGCGGACAAUCUAUACAGGGCUCGAAAUUCACACUGAUCUCCAUUCUCCACUCUCCAUCCUGACUAACCGCAGGACCGUUCCCCCAAGCACCUCCUAGGAGAUACCCCGCGGCCAGUGAGAAUCCCCAGUAUCCGGAGACAGUAUGGGGGUGAUGCUCGCUGGGGUUCUGUCAGUGCGCUGAGGUGAUACCAGAGAGAAGUAGCCUCACAUCCCCGCCAGGAGCAGGAAUUCAUGGUUCCUGCCUGUGAGGCUGAUUGCACCUUUAUAAUACAUACUAGAGAGAUAGACGAGUGUCCCCUGAGGGGUGUAUUGUAUAUAUACUUAUUACUUACCCCUUUGAUACUGUAUUAGUGAUAUUGUGUAAGUAGGAUUACUAUAUAAAUAUAUAUAUAUUUUUUGACUUCAUUAUAGUAUAUGUCUUUAUGGAACAGUGAUCAAUAAACUUAA